GACAAGUGCAGAGUUUCGUCUUCCAUAACAACUCCAAGGUUGAGGAGAGGCGCACUGUACUCUGUUCUGCGUCACAAUGUCUUCUUCCAUGGCUUUGUUUUCUCCUCCUUUCCAUCUUUCCACUCUCUCUUCUUCAUUAUGCCACAGAAAUUCCUUCUCCUCCAUACCUUUUUCUUCUCUCAGAACCAGAAGAAGCCCUUCUUCUUCCUCUCUUUUCACCAUCAGAGCCGCUGCGGAACCGGAGCCGGCUAAGUCCGUAACGGAAGAGCAGGAGAGCCUCCCCGGAACAAAUGGCGCGAUGGCGGCUGCUGAAGAAGUGGAGGUCGUUACCAAAUUUGAAGACGCUAAGUGGAUUAAUGGAACUUGGGAUCUGAAUCAGUUCCGGAAACACGGAAGUAUCGACUGGGAUUCUGUUAUUGAUUCCGAGGCUAGGAGGAGAAAAUGGGUGGAAAAAAAUCGAGAAUCAUCAAGUAAUGAGGAUCCCGUGGUGUUUGGGACAUCCAUAAUUCCAUGGUGGGCUUGGAUUAAGCGCUACCAUCUCCCUGAAGCUGAGACACUCAAUGGGCGUGCAGCGAUGGUGGGGUUCUUCAUGGCUUACUUUGUUGAUAGCUUGAGUGGGGUAGGGGUAGUGGGUCAAAUGGGCAACUUCUUCUGCAAAACUCUGCUGUUUGUGGCUGUGGUGGGAGUUGUUUUGAUCAGAGAGAAUGAAGAUAUUGAGACUUUGAAGAAGUUGAUUGAUGAGACAAGCUUGUAUGACAAGCAAUGGCGAGCAACUUGGGAGGAUUAAGCUGAAGAAGUUGAUUAUCUAUAUCUAUAAUUUCGCUUUAGAUUCCUUUGUUUGUAGCUCGAAAUCGAACACUUUUCUUAUAGCCCAAGAAAACCCAAGUUUUUAGUCCAAUUUCCAUUUCCAAACAACAAAACAAACCAAAUGGGGACACACAAAAGGGUUUUGCUUAGCUUUUUGGUAAUGAUUCACACUUGUUAUUUCUAAGAAGUUGUUCACAAAACUUUC
Molecule: messenger RNA, 1012 nt
Organism: Cucurbita moschata (crookneck pumpkin)
Lineage: Eukaryota; Viridiplantae; Streptophyta; Magnoliopsida; Cucurbitales; Cucurbitaceae
Product: light-harvesting complex-like protein 3 isotype 2, chloroplastic
Exons: 3
Coding region: 77-787 (236 amino acids)
Source: RefSeq, a predicted model, not a curated record